AUGAGUUCAAAUUUGAAAGCCAUGUUACUCGCAAGCCUUCUGGGCUUUGCUUCAGCCGCAAGCUUUGGCUUUGGCCCCGAGAACCAAACUCCCCUUGGAGGGCCUAAUCCUUCUCACAAACAGCGCAACAAUGUCGUCUUUAUUCUCACUGAUGAUCAAGACCUUCACAUGAACUCGCUCGACUAUAUGCCACAUUUGCAGAAGCACCUUGUUGAUCAAGGAACCUUUUACAAGCGACACUAUACCACCACUGCUAUCUGUUGUCCAGCACGCGUUUCUAUAUUGACUGGCAAGGCUCCCCACAACACCAAUGUCACUGAUCUGACUCCUCCAUAUGGCGGCUAUCCCAAGUUCAUCCGAGAGGGACACAACGACAACUACUUGCCAAUCUGGGUACAAGCAGAAGGCUAUAACACGUACUAUGCCGGAAAGCUGUUCAAUUCACAUGCAGUGAAUAACUACAACGAUCCCUUCGUGAAGGGUUGGAAUCAAUCCGACUUUCUCCUCGACCCGUAUGUCUACAUGUACCUCAAUGCCACAUUCCAGCGCAACCAAGAUCCUCCAGUCAGCCAUGAAGGAGAAUAUGUCACCGACGUCCUUGCCAGAAAGACGCAGAGUUUUCUUGAUCAGGCCCUGAAAGAAGAUGCUCCAUUCUUCCUCACCAUAGCCCCAAACGCGCCACACAGCAAUGUUGACGCCAGCUUUGCCAAAAUCAACUUUACCGACACUCCUCGAAACUGGACUUUCAAGAUGACCACUCCCAUUCCUGCCCCACGUCAUGCACACCUCUUCAAAGACGUUGUUGUUCCCCGAACUGAGAACUUCAACCCGGAUUCUCAGAUCGUUCCUAGUUGGAUCCGUGAUCAGCCCAAGCUUACGCAGGAGAACAUCGAUUGGAAUGACGACUUCUAUCGUAAUCGUCUGCGCGCUCUCCAGGCAGUUGAUGAGCUGAUUGACGAUGUUUUCAAGAAGCUUGAAGAUGCUGGUGUCCUCGACAAUACCUACGUCGUCUACACCACCGACAACGGUUUUCAUAUUAGCCAGCAUCGUUUGCAACCUGGUAAAGAGUGUGGCUAUGAGGAAGAUAUCAACAUCCCACUCAUCAUUCGGGGACCUGGCGUGCCGGCAGGCUCCGUUUCAGAAGUCAUCACUACACACGCUGACCUGGCGCCGACAUUCCUCUCUGUCAUCGGUGCCCCUCAGCGAGCAGACUUUGAUGGAGUUGUCAUCCCUCUCACAGCAAAGGAACAAGCUGAGGUUGUAGGAAAGCGACAUGAACACGUCAAUGUCGAGUUUUGGGGAAUGGCCGGGUCCGAGGGCAAGUUCCCUUAUCAUGACAAAGAGGGUGAGAGCUUCUUCCUGACAAACAAUACCUACAAGUCAAUCCGCAUCGUCGGUAAGACCUACAACUUGUACUACUCUGUUUGGUGCCACGGCGAACACGAGCUGUACGAUCUGCAGUCGGAUCCCGGUCAGCUACGAAAUCUACUGGAUACAGAGGCCCCGCAGCCGGAUGAACUCCUAGGUUACCCGCUCGAAUCUGUCGUCGCACGACUUGACGCCCUUCUCCUAGUAGGAAAGACUUGCAAGGGCCUGGUUUGUUCUCAACCUUGGAAGACUCUCCACCCGCAAGGAAAUGUCAAGACAUUGGAUGAUGCCCUCAGUCGUGAGUUUGACAAUUUCUAUGUGAAGCAGCAGCCCAAGGUUUCGUUUGGUUGGUGUGCAGACGGACAUGUGCUUGAUGCUGAAGGAGCGCAGUCUGAGAAGGAGGGAUUAGCUUACUGGCGCCCAGACUGGAGUAACUGGGUAUGA
Molecule: messenger RNA, 1812 nt
Organism: Fusarium venenatum
Lineage: Eukaryota; Fungi; Ascomycota; Sordariomycetes; Hypocreales; Nectriaceae
Product: alkaline-phosphatase-like protein
Biological process (GO): phenol-containing compound metabolic process
Molecular function (GO): glycosaminoglycan binding; arylsulfatase activity; N-acetylglucosamine-6-sulfatase activity
Source: RefSeq, a predicted model, not a curated record